ACACUGUACGAGCCGCAUGUUCAUCGCAAGUGCUGCUUGCACUCCGACAACCAUCUAACACCCACAGCGCCUUCUGCAGAAUAAAGACCAGCCUGCUACGCGCGCACACACACUCGGAUUUGCAACAAAAGCAUCAACCGGGGACGUUUUCUUCAGCACACCAGGAGAGUUGGAGAUCCGCAGUGGUGCUCCUACGUUUGGUCGACAUGCUGGGGAUCUGCGUGUGUCUGUGUGCGAUUUUCACACAUGUCCUCUCUCAGGAGGCUGAGGCUGAGCCCAUCUCCUACACAUGCACAGAAGGUUAUGAGUAUGACAGAGCCAGAGAGCAAUGCAGAGACAUCGACGAGUGUGCCUUGUUAGAUGAUGCCUGCAAAGGAGGGAUGCAGUGUAUCAACCACUUUGGUGGAUACCUCUGCCUCCCCAAGAGCGCCGUCAUCUAUAUCAGUAAGGAGGGCGAGCAGGUGCCGCUGCCAGUCCCAGGCCCUCCUGUCCCUGCUGCCCCACAAAGCCCACCUCUGCUCCCACGGGUGUUUCCAGGCACCCAUAGGGUCUCUCAGUCCACCCGGACCACCCGCUGUACAGCCGGAUUCACUGCAGAUGAGCAGAACCUCUGCAGAGACAUAGAUGAAUGUGCGACAGGCAGACACAGUUGUGGCCCUGAAGAGACAUGCUACAACACCAGAGGCUCCUACACCUGCCAGUGUCCCCCGGGUUUUCAGAGGAACGGAGACCACUGUGUGGACAGAGACGAGUGUGCCGUGACCAACUACUGCAUGCACAGAUGUGUGAACACACAGGGCUCAUACUACUGUGAGUGCAACGCAGGUCACAAGUUGGCCAGCAACAAUCACAGCUGUGUUGAUGUGAAUGAAUGUGACGUGCAGAGUCCCUGUGAGCACCACUGCUACAACCUGCUUGGCUCCUUCCUCUGCCAGUGUGACCAGGGCUAUGAGCUAGCACAAAACGCGGUCAACUGCCAAGACAUUGAUGAAUGCAGCUUCUCCAGCUACAUGUGUCAGUACCAAUGUAUUAACAGCCUAGGAAGUUACUCCUGUGAGUGUCCAGAGGGAUAUCAACUCCAGGGAAACAGGUUGUGUCAAGACAUAAAUGAGUGUGAGACGGGGACUCAUAACUGCCAAGACGAUGAAAUGUGCUGGAACUAUUACGGAGGCUUCCGCUGCUAUCCCAGAGACCCCUGCGAGGCACCGUAUGCCAAAACCUCUGAAAAUCGUUGUAUCUGCCGGUCGCAGGCUGAGUGCCAGGGUCUCCCACCAUCAAUUGUCUACAAAUACAUGAGCAUCCAAGCGGACCGGACUGUGCCAGCGGACGUCUUCCAGAUUCAGGCCACCAACAUCUACGCCAAUACACACAACACCUUCAGGAUCAAAGCUGGGAAUGAGGGAGGAGAAUUUUUCCUGCGGCGUUCCAGCAAUGUGAGUGCCAUGUUGGUGCUAACCAAGCCUCUGUCAGGCCCCAGGGAGUACGUCGUGGACCUGGAGAUGGUCACUCACCAUCUGACCAUGAACUACCGCUCAAGCUCACUGCUGCGGCUCACCAUCAUAGUCGGGCCCUACGCCUUCUGAGCACCACAAUUCUCUGCAGUCUGGUUCAGCAAACAUAGCAGUGUAACACAGCAGAUGCCUGUAUCAGCAUACCAUACUGUACAUUUUCAUACAAUACAUGCAUAUAACAUAUAACAUAUGAUGUCCCAGACUCAUACAGCAGCACAGCAGUAGGCUUGAUCAUGACAGACCAGCCCAUGCUGUAAUGUGACCACUGGGCCUCUUUUUCUCUCAAGGUGGCGAGAAGCAUUGUGAUGAAGGGUUUUAGUGUCCUGAGGAAUCAAGCACUGUUUCAACAACAGCACUUAACAAUAAAACCAUUUUCAUCGUUGAAGUUUUUGAUUUAAAGUGCCUGAAGUGGACAGGAGAAAGAUGCUGGUUGCAGUAUUUUUCCUUGUAGUGGCUGUUAGCUCCUUCCAUUCUCAAAACAAUUGGGAACAGAGCAGUGGCACGCAGGAAAAGACGCCUAGUGGACACACUUCCUAACUGUGAUGAAUUUUUGAUGCAGCUGUACCUACAUUUAUCACUUUGUUCAGACCAGAACUGCUUACAAUAACCUGUGUGUGCAUCAGUGAAGCACUCACUUGUUCUAUAUAAAUGUACAUGAUAAAUAUCCAAUAUGAGCAGCUUUUGAUACAAAAAGAAUACACAGACUCAGAUUACAGCUUCUGUUGAUAAAUGUUGUAGGGGUUAGUACUGCUGCGCCACAUUGUUCGUGCAAGUUUCUGUAUAGUUUUUACUCAUGAGUAAUAAUUUCCAGAGAAGUCCAGAACAGUUCAGAAGUGUAAAGGGAGGGAAUUUGCCUAUGAGUGAGAGGAUACUAAACUCUGCAUGACAAUAGGCUUGAUGCUCUUAAGACUUUACUCACAGGAGUUAAAUCAUGUACAUACCGAGGUAAUAAGUCUUUGUGUGGAUGAUUGUGUGUAUAUGUGUGCGUGUAUUUGCGUGUGUGAGCGCCUCACUGCUUUGUUUAUGCAUGCAAGCAAGUGAAAGUGUGAAACAGAGGGAGAGAAAGGGAAAGAGUGAGAAAGAGCUUGUACUCUAGCCAUUUAUGCGUUUCUGUGAUGCCAUCUUCCUCAGCCCCCGGUUGCAGAGGCAAUAACAGAGAUUUUUGAACUCGAGAAUACGCACAGGAAAUGACGGCUUUCAUAACACACCUUGGCCAUUUGACCGCUCACUGGUGCCACAGUGAUUUCUCCAGAGGAACAGCUGGGCUUUGUAAUGUCGGGCCCAGUGAAGAAAUCACACUGGCACCAGACUGGCUUGCGUGAUAAACAUAAUUACAGCGCUUUUCCCUGUUGCUGGUUCAUGUGUGACACAGGGGAUUAUUAAACGGUUAAUACAAUGCCACCACACUUUUUGGCAUAAUGAGAAAUCUUUCACUACCUGCUUUUCCUUUCAUGACUCGUGUCUGCUCUGGCUUAUUGCUGAAACACUGUAGACACACAGUACUGAAAACCACAUUGAAAACCAGCAUGUUGUCACCACUCGUAAGUGUAGAAAGUUAUCCAUCUUUGCCUACAAGUCUUUUAUGUGGUUUCAGCAGUGAUCAUGCCAUAGUGCCUUAGAGUGUAUAAACACCAAAAAUGUAACACUAAUCUUUUCAUUCAUACUGUCAAGACUGUUAACUUCCUUUAUUGAAAGGCCUUAAUGUUUUUCGCUUCUAUUUAAAAUAUAUUUUGUCAUAUGUAUCUUAUAUUGAUUGUACUCUGAAGAGCAAAAGUUAUAUUGUUGAAUAAAAUAUGAUGGAUAAAUGGGG
This is a messenger RNA of Micropterus salmoides (largemouth bass), 3321 nucleotides long. It is a transcript of the gene efemp1, whose product is annotated as EGF containing fibulin extracellular matrix protein 1. The record is from RefSeq and is a predicted model, not a curated record. NCBI's taxonomy places the organism in Eukaryota, Metazoa, Chordata, Actinopteri, Centrarchiformes, Centrarchidae. The transcript has 11 exons. Gene Ontology annotation, molecular function: calcium ion binding. The coding region runs from base 207 to 1583 and encodes 458 amino acids.